CCACCACAACCACCACAACCACCACAACCACCACAACCACCACAACCACCACAAUCACCACCUUCCAAUCCAUCCUUUCCAAACUCGAAUCUCUCUCUCUCCCCUUUUCCAACAUCGUGUUUGCCACUCCACGAAAUCAUCGUUCAACACUCCUCACAAACAAGGCCUCCGAUCCAACUGCUUUAUCGUUAUUUAUCUCCUUCUUCGCCGCGUUGCCGCCAUCUCACCAAUUCGUUUGGUUCUUUUCCGUUCCAGCAAACUCGACAAUCCCGACAUCUCCGAGCCUCGUUUCCGUCCACCAUCACCCGCCAUCUUCUUUUUUACGUGAAAACGCCUUUAUCCUGCCUGCUGGCUCAGCUUGCCUGCGGUCGCGAGUCUAAAGACUGAUUUCCGCUCGCCGUCGAUUCAUCAGACGUGUCCAAUAAGACCGCCCACGAUGACCCCUCCCCAUCCUCGACGCUCUUCAAAGACCACUUCGUCGUCACCAAUGACUCCUGGGUCUGCCACUUCCGCUACCGCUUCCGCUUCGAUGCUUGACACAAUCUCAAUGACCCUUCAUAAGCUUCGCAAAGGUGCCACAUUUCACAACCCAUCCUCUCCAGCCUCCGAUCACUUUAUCGUACCAUGUCUUCCACGCCGUUCGCAAACCUCGCUUGAGGAUGUUGUCGAGGCUCACAAGCGUCGUGUUGCCCUGACACUCGGAGAUAUUGACCGCGGUUUGUCUGCUAUCGACCUUGGUGCACCCACCCCGAACACUCAAAAUUUCCGUGACGAUAGCCUUCCCGUUCCUCAGGGUUUCCUCAACCACACCGUUGAUACAAACCGCCGCGAGACCCGAAGCACCAUGUCGCCCAUUGCCUCGCAAUCCGACUUCAGCAUCGGCAGAGGCUCGCUGCGACCUCGUCGACACAACCGUCGCCAGUCCACCCACCACGCAUCUGACAGCGGUCUAGGAUCCUCCAUCAUGUCUGCCUCCUCUGAGAAGAGAGGCGUCGCCGCCGCCGGCGGCCUCACCUGUCUCACCGACCAGCAGGGCGCCAAAUCGACCGUUUCGGCAUCUGCAAUCACGCGCUCCGCCGCGCCGCAUCGCUCAUCGCAAUACACCCAGCCGCGCCUGAGUGAGCGCGCGACGAAUAAGACUUACGAGUUCAUCCUGAAACCGCUGCUCGCCAUGCCGUCUUUGAAAGACUUCCACCCCAUCGUCGCGGACUGCCCGCGCAGAAUCAACGAGAAGGAGAUCGUGUGUCUGCGAGACCUCGAGAAGACACUGAUGUUCAUGGCACCUGUAAGUGAUAUCCAUAACAAUGAUGACGCCGUGAGAGCCUUCACUCACUGGUUUUCUUCGCGCCUAAAGGAACACUCGCGCACUGCAAAACUAUAUCUAGAGUUCUGCGUCACCUCUAUCCGCUGCAUUCAGGCCACCGUCGAAUUCCUGAAUGAGAGAGAGCAGACGAGACCCAACGACCGCCCGUAUACGAGCGGGUACUUUAUUGACCUGGUCGACCAGAUUAGUAACUACGCCCAGUCUGUUCAGGCUAGCCGCGAGAAGGAGGAGGAAGAGACUGACGACAUGGAUGUCCAACCAUCUGAGCAGAUCAAACUUUACGGCGGUGUUGCCAAGAAUGGCCGCCCAGCAGAGCUCGUCCGCGUGAAGAAGGACGGAACAGCCAUUUCGCUCGCGACCGGAAAGCAGAUCAAGAUGGAGAGCAUCGAGGAUGACGAGAAGAACGGCGUCAUGAUGAAGCGCUCGCUAAGCCAGGAGCUCGACGACGAGGAGUCCAUCAUGCGCUCGAUGGCGCGCCGCAAACGCUCUGCCACCGCCGAGAUCCAGGCGAAGAAGUGCAGCGAGCCUGGCUGCACCAAAGAGUUCAAGCGAUCGUGCGACCUCACCAAGCACGAGAAGACUCACAGCCGGCCCUGGAAGUGCCAGGAGCCCCUGUGCAAGUACCACGAGUACGGAUGGCCGACGGAGAAGGAGCUGGACCGCCACGUCAACGACAAGCACUCGGCGUCGCCACGCCUCUUCAAGUGCCAGUUCCCGCCGUGCCCAUACCAGUCCAAGCGCGAGUCGAACUGCAAGCAGCACAUGGAGAAGAGCCACAACUGGGUGUACGUUCGCUCCAAGAACAACGGAAAGAACCGUGACCAGGCACCGGCGCAGCAGCAGAAUGCCCUGCCCACGCCGCAGACGACUACCAUCCGCACUCCAGACUCGGAGGCUCAGCUCUCGUCUCCAGAUCAGAUGAACUGGGAGAUGGACGCCGGGAACGACGCAAACGGCUUCGACGACGGCUUCAACCACUCUCCGCUCGACUUCCCUUCCUACCCCUCCGAUUUCGCCUACAACAACGCCAAUGCCGAGCAAAGCCUACAUAACAGCUACACCCUCUCCCCCGUUGACUCACACCUCAAUUCGCUCCCCUCUUCUAACACAUCCCCCUACGUCGACACCUCAGACCUCUUCCUCGACGACGUAACCGCAAACUUCGGCUCCGCCUUCGCUCCGUCUGGGAACGACUUCACACUUUACGAAGACCUCUACUCCGCACGUGUGACCGUCCCGCAGCAGCUCCCUACUCCCGACCCAGCCAUCUUUCAACGCGAUUACGAUCCAUCGUACGCAUGUGUUGAUGCUGUUACCCCCGCCCGCGCGCAAGGGGUUCAGCAUCUCAGCCCAGUAGGACAGGGAAACACAAUGCUCUACACCCCCGACUCAUCAUGCGAGACCUUCGAGGCGCUGAUGCCUGGUCGUCAGCACGCGGAGAACCACAACAACAUGGGCACGCAGUUCUCAGACUUCCAACUCUUCGGGUCCGGUGCGCCGCAGGGACAGGGCGCGUUGUUCGGCGAAGUCGCGCCGCUGGGAGGGCACCAGCAUGAGGGCGGGAAUACGGCGUCGCAUGAGAUCUUUAUGGCUUUUUACGGGGCGGGUGGUGCCGGGCCGGCGGAGUGGGGAGGGGAUGAGGGGUUUGAUGGAAAAUGGGGUGGCCUGUGAGGGGACAUGUUUGCCUUUUCCUCAAGGAGGAAGGUGGUGGAGUGGAGAGUGAGAAGGAAGAAGGGGGGUGAUUAGAUCUCUGUGCUAUUACGACGUCGCAUCUCUUCUUUUUUUCUCUCUCUUGUUUCUCAUCUUGUUUGGGAUGUUAUACGUUUUCGUUCUUGUUUUUUGGGUUACGACGAUGGAUGUUGCGAAGGGAGCGCAUUUUUUUAUGAUGUUAUGAUAUGAAUUGGAGGGGAGGGUUUACCCAGCAUUCCGAGGGAAGUUGGGUGGUGGACGAAAAAGACACCGCUGGCUAGAGAGAGUGGUGGUGCGUGUAAUGGAUGGACGCUGAUGACAAACCGAACCGAGGGAAAGAGGCGUGUGCGCGGGCAUACAUUAGAUAUAACCAUCCAUUGUUGUUCUUUCUUUUCUUUCUUUCGGCUUUUAGGAUAGCAUUUUUGUUGUUUUCCUUUGAUCAUCUCGACGGUGGCUCCGGGGAUGUGGAUGGGGAGGGAUUCAUACAGCGCAGGAUAGGGGGAAUGUAAGACUUAC
Messenger RNA from Pseudogymnoascus destructans, 3529 nucleotides. It is a transcript of the gene ACE1, whose product is annotated as copper-binding transcription factor. The coding region runs from base 437 to 2995 and encodes 852 amino acids. Gene Ontology annotation, biological process: regulation of transcription by RNA polymerase II. Gene Ontology annotation, cellular component: nucleus. The record is from RefSeq and is a predicted model, not a curated record. Lineage: Eukaryota; Fungi; Ascomycota; Leotiomycetes; Thelebolales; Thelebolaceae. The transcript is spliced from 3 exons.